Messenger RNA from Fusarium graminearum PH-1, 501 nucleotides. RefSeq lists its product as uncharacterized. Bases 1 to 501 code for a protein of 166 amino acids. The transcript is spliced from 3 exons. The record is from RefSeq and is a predicted model, not a curated record. Lineage: Eukaryota; Fungi; Ascomycota; Sordariomycetes; Hypocreales; Nectriaceae.
AUGGUCGUCGGUAUCAUUCAGCCAACUGCGACCAAGGCCAACUUCUUUGUUCCCUUGACUGCCAUGUACGCCAAGUGGUGCUCAAAGCUGGGUGGUCACGCUGAUGAUGUGGAACCCAACGAGACUGCUACAGAGCGUCCUGGGCCGUGGCCGACUGUCUAUCAGUGCACAUGGCUCGCUCCUAAGACUGCAAGAACCGAGGGUGGCUUCAAAUUUGAAUUCUGUCUAGGAACCUCGUUUGGAGGCUGCGAUUUUGAUAGAGAUGUAGCUGGUGUUGAUCUGGACUGGCGUUGGAGGCUCCGGAGUGAACGCGUGGACAUGCUCCGAGAGGCCGGUGCAUUUGAUGCAAAGAAACACAACAAAGCCGGUAAGCUUGUGGACCCAAAACCAGUUGGCAAUACAGGCUGGGGCAACUGCGGUGAAGCGUAUCCUUUUGCGACCAUGUUCAGGGAAGUUUCUGACUGGCAGCAUGGCCCUGCCGAAAUUGCCAAUAUAUGUUAA